Protopterus annectens (West African lungfish) is the source of this 930-nucleotide messenger RNA. Its product is annotated as mitochondrial inner membrane protease ATP23 homolog. Gene Ontology annotation, cellular component: extrinsic component of mitochondrial inner membrane. The coding region runs from base 1 to 912 and encodes 303 amino acids. Lineage: Eukaryota; Metazoa; Chordata; Ceratodontiformes; Protopteridae. The record is from RefSeq and is a predicted model, not a curated record. The transcript is spliced from 3 exons. Gene Ontology annotation, molecular function: metalloendopeptidase activity. Gene Ontology annotation, biological process: mitochondrial proton-transporting ATP synthase complex assembly; mitochondrial protein processing.
AUGAACAACGGGAAGAAAUCCGUACGGCCCCCAAAGUAUGCAACAAAGUCCAGUAAGUUACGACUUUUUGCAGUGAAGUGUUUAGAAGAUUUUUCUACCCCGGACUUCAGAGAAUUCUUCCCUAUCCUUUCAGCAAAUUCUAGAAGUGUGAUGGCGAAGAGAAAGAGAAGCAUCGUAAAUCGACAGAAUGAAGACAUCAGGAAUGGAAAAAGAGGGCGGGAGAGGGGAGUAAAUGGGUGGGAUUAUGACAUCCCUGGAGGAGUAGUUGCUAUACAUCAUACUCCGAGUUGCAUUCAACAACUUAACCCGUUGUGCGAGUCUCUGCCUGCAUCAGCUUCUCUCAUGUCCUGCUUACUUGGCCCAUAUGCAAAACUCCUCCUCGAUGCCAUGAAGAAUUCAGGCUGCACAGUUUACAAAGAUCGUCAUUUCUCUUGUGAAGAUUGUGACGGAACUGUUAGUGGGGAAUUUGAUGCUGCAACAUCUCAAAUUGUGUUGUGCCAGAACAAUAUUCAUCAGCAGUCCCAUAUGAACCGUGUGGUAACUCAUGAACUUAUUCAUGCAUUCGAUCAUUGCCGAGCACACGUAGAUUGGUUCAACAACAUGAAACACUUGGCCUGUUCAGAGAUUCGGGCCGCCAAUCUUAGUGGUGAUUGCUCUUUUGGAAAUGAACUGUCCAGGUUUAAUUUUGGUCUGAAACAGCACCAUCAGCAAUGUGUACAAGACAGAGCUCUUCGCUCCAUUCUUGCAGUAAGAAAAGUUAGCAGAGAAGAGGCAAAAUUGGCGGUGGAUCAAGUUUUUGAAUCCUGUUUCAAUGAUCAUGAACCCUUUGGAAGGAUACCGCAUAACCAAAAUGAAGCAAGAUUUGCUUACAGAGAUUUCCAGAAUCGUGAUCGCUAUAAUGCAAAUCUUUGAUGAAAGACUAAUUUAUGA